This is a messenger RNA of Hydractinia symbiolongicarpus, 1306 nucleotides long. Its product is annotated as isocitrate dehydrogenase [NAD] subunit alpha, mitochondrial-like. Gene Ontology annotation, cellular component: mitochondrion. The record is from RefSeq and is a predicted model, not a curated record. Bases 64 to 1215 code for a protein of 383 amino acids. Gene Ontology annotation, biological process: isocitrate metabolic process; tricarboxylic acid cycle. Gene Ontology annotation, molecular function: isocitrate dehydrogenase (NAD+) activity; magnesium ion binding; NAD binding. Lineage: Eukaryota; Metazoa; Cnidaria; Hydrozoa; Anthoathecata; Hydractiniidae. The transcript is spliced from 12 exons.
GUGUUCCCACCGUUCAGCGUUUUACACUAAGCCCAAAUCAAUCGUCUAGUUUGUUGAUACAAGAUGGUUGCCGGCGCAGCAGUAUUUGGUAAUUCUUUCGCAAAAGGGGCAUCCUGGUGUGCCAAAUACUUGGCCGCAUCAAACAAAAGAUAUUCAAAUAUUGUAUCACUUUCUUCAUGUACAAAACGUGGCUACAGCACUGAGAAUGUUCGAAAAGUAACCUUAAUUCCUGGGGAUGGUAUCGGACCAGAGAUUUCAAGAGCAGUACAAAGAAUAUUCUCUGCUGCGCAGGCUCCAAUAGAAUGGGAAUCUGUUGACGUAACACCGGUAAUUGGUUUGGACGGAAAAACUCAAAUUCCACCUGCAGCAAUAGAAUCCGUCAAUCGAACCAAAAUUGGUUUGAAAGGUCCACUGGCCACACCGAUUGGAAAAGGACAUGUAUCAUUGAAUCUUACUCUUAGAAGAACUUUCAAUUUGUACGCAAACGUUCGACCUUGUCGCUCUAUAGAAGGCUUUAAAACUGCAUACGAUAAUGUCGAUAUUGUGACCAUUCGUGAGAACACUGAAGGUGAAUACAGUGGAAUUGAACAUAUGGUGGUUGAUGGAGUUGUACAAAGCAUAAAACUCAUAACUAGACCAGCUUCCGAAAGAAUUGCAAAUUUUGCUUUCGAAUACGCUCGUGCAAAUAGAAGAGAUAAGGUCACUGCAGUACACAAGGCAAAUAUUAUGCGUCAAUCAGAUGGAUUGUUUCUUCAGUGUUGUCGAGAAGCUUCAGAGAAAAAUCCUGAUAUUAAGUAUACCGAGGUAUUCUUAGACACAACAUGUCUAAAUAUGGUGAAGGAUCCUUCCCAAUACGAUGUAUUGGUAAUGCCGAAUUUAUACGGGGACAUAUUAAGUGACUUGUGUGCUGGUUUAAUUGGAGGGCUUGGGUUGACACCCAGUGGUAAUAUUGGUAUGAAUGGUGUAGCUGUGUUCGAAGCGGUUCAUGGCACAGCACCAGACAUCGCUGGUGAAGAUAAAGCAAAUCCAACCGCGCUCCUCCUUAGCGGUGUUAUGAUGCUCCGUCAUAUGAAGCUAAAUAAAUAUGCUGACGUCAUCGAAAAAGCUUGCUUUACCACGAUAGCUGAAGGAAAGGCCACCACUGGAGAUCUUGGCGGGAAUUCUUCGUGCACUGCUUACACAGAUGAAAUUAUCCGCCAUAUUGAAACGAUGUAAAUAAUUUUAAAUUUUAUAUUUCGUGCGUUAAAACUAAAUGUAUUUAUUAAACAAAAAAUUAGUUUUCUUAAAUCUUAAUGAAAUCAUUUCA